AUGAGCAGCGGCGGCGGCGGCAACUCGCCCUCGUCGGACCGCGAGGCGGCAAAGACGCGCGCCGCCGUCGGGCCCUUUAACCUGCGCGCCGGCCUCCUCUUCCUCGCCACGGGCGCCGGCCUGCUCUACUACUUCCAGCGCGAAAAGGCGCAGGUGCAGGCGCGCCGCGCCGCCGACACGGCCCAGGCAAAGGUGGGGCGGCCGCGCAUCGGCGGGCCCUUUUCGCUCGUCACGUCGACCUCGCACCCGUUUACGCACGACGACCUCCUCGGCAGCUUCAGCCUCAUCUACUUUGGCUUCACAAACUGCCCCGACAUCUGCCCCGAGGAGCUCGACAAGAUGGGCGAGGUCGUCGACCGCAUGGCCAACCACUUUGGCGGAAAGAACUACAUCAACCCCGUCUUUGUCAGCUGCGACCCGGCGCGCGACACGGUCGAGGCGCUGGCGCGCUACGUCGACGACUUCCACCCGUCCAUGGUCGGCCUCACGGGCUCCUUUGACGAGGUCAAGCGCGCCUGCAAGGCCUACCGCGUCUACUUUUCCACGCCCCCCGACGCAGACCCCAACGGCGACUACCUCGUCGACCACAGCAUCUUUUUCUACCUCAUGGAUCCCGAGGGCAAGUUUGUCGACGCUUUCGGCAGGAGCGUCGACGCCCAGGAGACGGGCGACAAGGUCCAGGCCUACAUGAAGCAGUGGUUCGACGCCGGCCUCGACAUCCGCGAGGCCGACGCCCGCCUGCGCGUACAGCGCGACGGCAGGCCAAAGGUCGACCAGGCCCACAAGCCAGAUGCGCCGCCGCCCGCCGCGCCAGCCAAGGCGGCAUGA
This is a messenger RNA of Pseudozyma flocculosa PF-1, 828 nucleotides long. RefSeq lists its product as uncharacterized. The coding region runs from base 1 to 828 and encodes 275 amino acids. NCBI's taxonomy places the organism in Eukaryota, Fungi, Basidiomycota, Ustilaginomycetes, Ustilaginales, Ustilaginaceae. Gene Ontology annotation, cellular component: mitochondrial inner membrane. Gene Ontology annotation, biological process: mitochondrial respiratory chain complex IV assembly; intracellular copper ion homeostasis. The record is from RefSeq and is a predicted model, not a curated record. The transcript has 2 exons. Gene Ontology annotation, molecular function: copper ion binding; copper chaperone activity.